Papaver somniferum (opium poppy) is the source of this 1414-nucleotide messenger RNA. Its product is annotated as meiosis-specific protein ASY1-like. The record is from RefSeq and is a predicted model, not a curated record. The transcript is spliced from 8 exons. Gene Ontology annotation, molecular function: protein binding. Lineage: Eukaryota; Viridiplantae; Streptophyta; Magnoliopsida; Ranunculales; Papaveraceae. The coding region runs from base 134 to 1414 and encodes 426 amino acids.
GUUUGUUGGUUUUGAUUUGAAUCGCCCUAAACAAACGAGAAACCUGCUUCGUAUUGCGAUAUUCAACAUCAACUAAAUCAGAGGGCUUUUUCCUGAAAAUUACUUCAAUGAUAAAUCAGUUCCUGCUUUAGAGAUGAAGAUCAAGAAGCUCAUGCCUAUAGAUGCUGAAUCCAGAAGACUUAUUGACUGGAUGGAAAUAGGUGUUUAUGAUGCAUUACAGAAGAAAUACCUCAAGACACUUCUAUUCUGCAUAUCUGAAGCUAUUGAUGGACCUAUGAUGGAAGAAUAUGCUUUUUCAUUUAGCUAUUCGAAUUCUGACAGUGAAGAGGUGAUGAUGAACAUAAGUCAUACUGGAAACGAGAAACAAGGAACAACAUUCAAGUCUAAUGGAAAUACAGACAUUACACCAAACCAAAUGAGGAGUUCUGCUUGUAAAAUGGUCCGAACUCUGGUUCAAUUGAUGGGAACACUGGACCGUAUGCCAGAAGAGGUACACAAUCAGUCAAUUGUCGUGAAGGAAGAUAUGGAUGUACAAGUAAACCAAGUUGAUGAGAAAGUUCAAAAAGGGACUAAUGAAGACUACUUCUACUUGAAGGCUCGGUAUCAUGUCAAACCAAGAUUAGGUAAACGUGUCAUUCGAUCUGAAUUGACUGAGAAGAAGCUAGUUGAGGUCAAGAAUGUUUUGGGGAUAAAGUUAUCGGCAAUGGAUAUAAGUGAACCUCAAAACAUAUCAACCUGCGGUGGUCUCCACUCUGUUGGUUCUGAUCUUACUAGAAUUCGUGAAGGAUCAGUAUAUACUCAUCAGAAAGGAUCAUCUAGAAUUCAGGAGCUACUUGGAAACAACACACCUAUCAUUUCCAAAUAUCGCAUAGUCCUGACCUCAGAAUCCAUUCCUACCGUGAAAGCCAAGAUUCACUUCAAGGAAGGGAUCCCUCCAUCACAACAAUGCUUGUUUUUUGGCAGUAUAGAGUUGACAGAUGGAACGCUCGAGGAAUACUGUAUAACCAAAGCCUCGACUUUUCAUAUUCUCCUUUUCCUUUGUGGAGGAGGUAAUCGGAAGAAAAAACAGAAAAAGGCACGAAUAAUAUUACAUGAAAAUCAGGAGCAAGAAAAAGCUGAGAGGAUAGCACCGGAGCAGGUCCAAAAACCAGACAAAAAAAAAGAAAAGAAAAAACAGCAUGAGGAGAAUGAUAUGGUUUUGGCUAACUGGAGAGCCCGAUGGAAUGAAAAAUAUCAAUCUGACAAGAGGUUUCUGGAGGAGGAAUCUUUGGAUGUUAAAGGGGAAAUACAGCUGCAGGAGACUAAAGUAAUUAGGAAUAAGAUAAUGCAGAAGGAGAAUGAUAUGGUUCUGUCUAACUGGGGAACUCGCCGGGAUGCCAAUCCAUUCCUUUUGGGCAUAACCUUUCGCAAAUAA